Messenger RNA from Penicillium angulare, 1353 nucleotides. RefSeq names its product sphingosine kinase. Gene Ontology annotation, biological process: sphingosine biosynthetic process. The transcript has 2 exons. The coding region runs from base 1 to 1353 and encodes 450 amino acids. Lineage: Eukaryota; Fungi; Ascomycota; Eurotiomycetes; Eurotiales; Aspergillaceae. Gene Ontology annotation, cellular component: intracellular membrane-bounded organelle; membrane; cytoplasm. The record is from RefSeq and is a predicted model, not a curated record.
AUGCAAACCAUGGACCCGCUUGACCCUCACAGACGAUUCCAAGUCGAUGAAUUUACAUAUUUGACACUGAAUAAGACGUCCCUCAAAAUAAACGGUCCUAAAUCAGAUGAGAUUGAUUUCUACAACAUAUUGAAUGUCAACAUCUCGCAAGAUGCGCUCACAAUAACCUAUGUCGAUAAGCUUGGCGCCAAAAAUGAGCCCGUCAAUGCUCUACAAUAUCCAGUUUCUGCAGAUCAAAAAGAUCAAGCUGCAUCGUGGGCGAAACAUGUUCUUCAACUUGCAUACGGCUCAGUGCAGCGUUCUAAGAGAUUGAAGGUUCUCGUAAAUCCAUUUUGCAGCUCUGCAUUAUCCAAAUACCGUACUUUCGCCGCUCCAAUAUUCGCCGCAGCUCAUUGUGAAGUUGAUGUCGAGGAGACCCGCUACAGAGGCCAUGCCGGCGAGAUCGCCGAAACGAUCCCUCUCGAUACAUAUGAUGCCAUCGUGUGUUGCUCCGGCGACGGUUUGCCUCACGAGGUGUUCAACGGACUUGCAAGACGAAAAGAUCCCCUCAAUGCAUUGUCAGGUAUGGCGGUAGCUAUGUUUCCUUGUGGUUCUGGAAAUGCAAUGGCGUGGAACCUCUUCGGCACCGACGAUCCCUCGCUAGCAGCUUUGGGGAUCGUGAAGGGGUUAGAAAUGCCAUUGGAUCUUGUCUCAGUCACUCAAGGAGAUUCCCAUGCCGUGUCAUUCCUUUCCCAAGCAAUGGGCGUUCUGGCGGAUUGCGAUUUGAAAACUGAACAUCUGCGAUGGGCGGGAGAUGCACGUUUUCUCUACGGUGUCCUAUUGACAAUCGCUCGAAACACCAAAUACCCCUGCCAGCUUGCCUUCAAGCCCACUGUGGAAGGAAAGAAAUCAACAGAGACGCCCUCCGGAAAAGCUAGCCAGCAGCUCCCAUCUUUACCUCUCAAAUAUGGCACCGUCCAAGAUGACAUUCCAGAGGAUUGGGAAAUUGUGCCCCAUGAACGCCUCGCCAGCUUCUACACCGGGAACAUGAGCAUUGUCGCCAAAGAUACGAACUUUUUCCCAGACGCGUUACCGAAUGACGGGCUUUUAGACAUUAUGGUCAUUGAUGAUACUAUCAGCUGGGCACAUUCCCUUGAAGCAAUCAUCAAGCUUCCACAGGGCAAAUGCCACGACCUCAAGGAUGUUGAAAUGAGAAAAGUGGCAGCAUAUCGACUGACAACAUGGAAGCCGGAUGGAGAUAUCAGCGUGGAUGGCGAGCGGUAUCCAUUUGAAGCAUUUCAGGUAGAAGUUCACCAAGGCCUGGGUCGGGUACUCUCGAAGUCGGCAGAUUCAUACCAAAAAGUGGGUGUAUGA